Pygoscelis adeliae (Adelie penguin) is the source of this 915-nucleotide messenger RNA. It is a transcript of the gene SIX6, whose product is annotated as SIX homeobox 6. The record is from RefSeq and is a predicted model, not a curated record. NCBI's taxonomy places the organism in Eukaryota, Metazoa, Chordata, Aves, Sphenisciformes, Spheniscidae. The transcript has 3 exons. Bases 1 to 915 code for a protein of 304 amino acids. Gene Ontology annotation, cellular component: nucleus; transcription regulator complex. Gene Ontology annotation, molecular function: DNA-binding transcription factor activity, RNA polymerase II-specific; RNA polymerase II cis-regulatory region sequence-specific DNA binding. Gene Ontology annotation, biological process: eye development; regulation of transcription by RNA polymerase II.
AUGUUCCAGCUGCCCAUCCUCAAUUUCAGCCCGCAGCAGGUGGCCGGGGUAUGCGAGACCCUGGAGGAGAGCGGGGACAUCGAGCGCCUGGGGCGCUUCCUCUGGUCCCUGCCCGUGGCCCCCGCGGCCUGCGAGGCCCUGAACAAGAACGAGUCGGUGCUGAGAGCCCGGGCCAUCGUGGCCUUCCACACGGGGAACUACCGGGAGCUCUACCACAUCCUGGAGAACCACAAGUUCACCAAGGAGUCCCACGCCAAACUGCAAGCCCUCUGGCUGGAAGCGCAUUACCAGGAGGCGGAGAAGCUGCGGGGCCGACCCCUGGGGCCGGUGGACAAGUACCGGGUGAGGAAGAAGUUCCCGCUGCCUCGCACCAUCUGGGACGGCGAGCAGAAGACACAUUGCUUCAAGGAGCGGACGAGGCAUUUGCUGCGGGAGUGGUACCUGCAGGACCCUUACCCCAACCCCAGCAAAAAGCGGGAACUGGCUCAGGCCACGGGACUUACCCCCACGCAAGUGGGCAACUGGUUCAAAAACCGCAGGCAAAGGGACAGGACCGUCACAGGGACGGGGCAGGUAGCCGGCGGCGGCGUGAAUAUUUCGACCAAGGGUUUAAGUGGUAUAAAGGAUGCUGCAUCUCCCGAGUGGGCUACGGAGGGACCCUCCGGCGGAUGCUCCGUGCCCCCAGCCUCGGCGAGGGCGCAAAUCAACCCCUUCCGAAACAGCGGCCGGGGAGGGGAGCGGAGCCCGGAGCGACCCUGGGAAGAGCAGCCCCGCUCCCCGGGCUCGCUUGGCUUGGGAGGAUCAGGAGAGUUGAGCAUCUCCCAGCCCCGCUUCUUCACCGCCGGAGCUCCACAGGGGCCGGGGUCGGGGCCGCGGCCACGGGGCUGCGCCGGCCGUGUUUGGCUGUACCGGUAA